Messenger RNA from Pectinophora gossypiella (pink bollworm), 1955 nucleotides. RefSeq names its product fibrous sheath CABYR-binding protein-like. The transcript has a single exon. The coding region runs from base 66 to 620 and encodes 184 amino acids. NCBI's taxonomy places the organism in Eukaryota, Metazoa, Arthropoda, Insecta, Lepidoptera, Gelechiidae. The record is from RefSeq and is a predicted model, not a curated record.
UCUUCAUAUUGAAUACGUUGUGUGUGAAAUAUUGUGUUAAGUGAACGGAAAAAGCAAACAAAAAAAUGAAUUGCUCAAUUCGUUGCAGGUUGAUGACAGAUAGUUUCUUGAAAUGGUGUGCACAGAAUAAAAUGAUCGUGUUUCUAACGUUAUUGUCGUUUAGUUUGUUCGUCUCCACUUGGGCCCUAGCAGCACAAAGGAAUAGCCUUCAGAGAGAAGUUAAUGACUUGAAAAACACACCACCUCCAGCGUUGGUGACUGAUAGUACAGAUAACCCUGACACUGAAGCGCCGCAGACUCAAGCGCCGGAGACUGAAGCGCCGGAGACUGAAGCGCCGGAGACUGAAGCGCCGGAGACUGAAGCGCCGGAGACUGAAGCGCCGGAGACUGAAGCGCCGGAGACUGAAACAUCUGAGACUACAACAACGCCAGAAACAGAAACAACGCAGCCUCAUGAUAACAAUGGUAAAAAAAAUGUUGAAGAGGAUGCUAGUGCAGAAAAGCUUCCAUCACAAACACCUAACGACAGUGAACUAGCCAGUAAGAUUGUGAAUGAUGACAGUUCUGAUACGUUUAAAAGUAAAUUACUAAACAUAAUUGGACAUGCAGUGUUAAAUUAAAUAUGUUUUUAAUUAUAUCAAAUAUAUGUAAGUAGAUAUAUCUAGGCAUAAUAAAUAAAAUAUGCUCCUUAUAAGUACGAAAGGAAUAUAAUACAGGGUGUUAGUGACAUCGUAACGAAAACUUUGAGGGAUGAUUCAGACCAUGAUUCGGAGUCGAUAUCAAGUGGAUUUUUCCGUCGCAAAAAUCAUGUAUUUUUUUUUAGUUUUUUUAAAUUAUUUUCAAUUCUAUACUUUUGCGAUGGAAAAUUCCACUUGAUAUUAACUCAGAAUAAUCAGCUUAAUCAUCCCUCUCAGUAUUCGUUACGAUGUCACUUACACCCCGUACAAGUACAUACGGUAGCCAUACAAGUAGGUAUGGGUGUUAGUGACACCGUAACGAAUAUUGAGGGGGAUGAUUCAGACCAUGAUUCUGAGUUGAUAUCAAGUGGAAUUUAAAAUAUGCUCCUUAUAAGUACGAAAGGAAUAUAAUACAGGGUGUUAGUGACAUCGUAACGAAAACUUUGAGGGAUGAUUCAGACCAUGAUUCGGAGUCGAUAUCAAGUGGAUUUUUCCGUCGCAAAAAUCAUGUAUUUUUUUUUAGUUUUUUUAAAUUAUUUUCAAUUCUAUACUUUUGCGAUGGAAAAUUCCACUUGAUAUUAACUCAGAAUAAUCAGCUUAAUCAUCCCUCUCAGUAUUCGUUACGAUGUCACUUACACCCCGUACAAGUACAUACGGUAGCCAUACAAGUAGGUAUGGGUGUUAGUGACACCGUAACGAAUAUUGAGGGGGAUGAUUCAGACCAUGAUUCUGAGUUGAUAUCAAGUGGAAUUUCCUGUCAAAAAAAUUCAUGAUUUUUUUUGUUUUUUUUUUUUUUUUAAUUAUUUUCCUAUCCAUACUUUUGCGACGGAAAAUUCCACUUGAUAUCAACUCAGAAUCAUGGUCUGAAUCAUCCCUCAAAGUUUUCGUUACGAUGUCACUAACACCCUGUAUAUGUCUGACUAAUAAGUAUAUUGUACACGUAUUUCGUCUUCUUGACCAGUUGCAUGCUGCCCGCAUAACGCGCGUGAUGCUGUAAAUGAGCUAAAACAAACUCUAUUGGUUCAUUUAUCGUGUCGCGCACAAUUAUGCGGGCAUCAUGCUAAGGGGAAUCACUAUUAUCAUCAAGUGUAAGUACCUAAUUAUAAUAAUUACGCAUUAUGAUGUGUAUUUGUACGAAAACUCGUACAUACAGAAAUAUUUAUAAUUAUUGUGAAACAAUUCUAUAUUAAGUUUUAAUUCUUGAUAACAUAUUAUUAUAAUGUAAUAUUAAAAUAGCGUGAAUGUGGAAUUGUGAAAAAAUAAAUUUACUAAAGUGUA